Aedes aegypti (yellow fever mosquito) is the source of this 2229-nucleotide messenger RNA. Its product is annotated as laccase-5. Gene Ontology annotation, cellular component: plasma membrane. Lineage: Eukaryota; Metazoa; Arthropoda; Insecta; Diptera; Culicidae. The coding region runs from base 67 to 2085 and encodes 672 amino acids. Gene Ontology annotation, molecular function: copper ion binding; oxidoreductase activity. The record is from RefSeq and is a predicted model, not a curated record. Gene Ontology annotation, biological process: iron ion transport. The transcript is spliced from 9 exons.
CUUGUGCGCGUAACACCACCUUUUCGCGAUUCAUCCGGACAGAUGCGCGCUAGUUCGUCCUAAAUCAUGUGGAAAAUUGCAACCUUGCUUAUCGCUAUCGGUUGGUGCAGUCCGAUUGACUCAUACUAUGGAUUUCCUCUGAUAACAGAACCCAUGGAAAUCUGGGAUAUCCUUAAGGAGAAUUCGACGAGUACGACGUUCAGGAAACAGGAUCAAUCAAUUCAAGUGUAUCCCGGUGAAGAAUGUGACCGAAAAUGUACCGUUGGUGAACCGUCCCGGGUUUGCUACUUUCAUUGGGUGCUCGAAAAUUACUCUGCCAUGGGAUCAGCCUGCUGGGAUUGCCUGCGGGGGAACCGAGCUCACUGCUUCCAUCCGCAAUGUAUAACCGCUAAUGGAAUGGAGCGUGCUAUGGUGGCCAUAAAUCGUAAGAUGCCCGGUCCUCCCAUAUUCGUUUGCCGCGGGGACACCAUCGUGGUAGACGUUUCCAAUGAAAUGGAAGGCAUGUCCAAUACAAUCCACUGGCACGGUUUCCAUCAGCUGAAAUCGCCCUGGAUGGACGGAGUGCCAAUGUUGACGCAGUGUCCGAUCGCUCCCAGCUCCAGUUUCCGUUACACGUUCCAAGCGGAAGAACCGGGAACUCAGUGGUAUCACUCUCAUGCGGGGUACCACAUGGCCAAUGGUCAUCUCGGAGUGGCCGUGGUGAGAAACCCAUUGGAUGUGAAUGCGGAUUUGUACGAUUUUGAUCUGUCGGAACAUGUUAUACUUCUAUCGGACUGGACACUGGAUUCAGUAGAACGGUGGGUUCCGGGCCAACAAAGCACUCAAAUGAAAGUUGACUCAAUUCUGGUAAAUGGUCGUGGCAGGUAUUCUAAUGAAGCAACGGGUGUCAAGGUCGAUUAUGUUCCAUUGACGGUGUUCCGAGUACAGCAUGGUAAGCGGUAUCGGUUUCGCUUAAUUAGCGGUGGUAGUCAAUACUGCCCAUUCCAGUUGCAGAUCGAAAAACAUCAAAAGACUAUUAUUUCAACGGACGGAGGAGCAGUGAAACCUCAUACGGUUGACACGCUCAUAUCGAUUUCCGGUGAACGGUAUGAUUUUGUACUAACAGCAAACCAACCACCAGGUAACUAUUGGGUUCGAGUACGAGGCAUCGGAUUCUGCAAUUCCCAACGGGUCGAAGGAUUGGCAAUCCUGUCCUAUGCCGACUCCAGCAUUCCCACUGAAAAACUGAUGUUCCCGGAACAGGUUCCCCCUUCGUAUGACAGUCCAUAUCCGCUCGGGCGAACAUUGAAUCACCACAUGACGGAGUGCUACAAGGAAGGGGACGACUUCACCUGUGCAGCUGAUCUGGAAGCACAUGAAGUCCAUCGAGACCAUGAGCUCAUAGAUUCUCAUCCAGAUGUGCGAUUAUUCUUGGGAUUCAAAGUCAUCGAAGCCAAUAAUAGCAUGCUGUUUACGCCCCCUUUUACAAAAUAUGCAACCGUGCGUAACAAGUUCAACACGAUUGGUGUUGCAAACAAUAUUAGCUUCAUCUCUCCCAGUUUUCCCCUUCUAAUUCAACCGGAGUUGAUAGUCGACGAAAACACGCAGUUCUGCAACAAUUCUCAUCUGCCAUCGGGGUGUGAUAAAUUGCACACAUGCUAUUGCACCCAUCGACUGAAGGUGAAGCACAACGUCCUCGUAGAGUUCGUCCUUUACGAUACGGCAUUCCUGAAGCAAGAUUUCUACCAUCCGUUUCACCUUCACGGGCACCGGUUCAUCAUAACGGAUAUGGGAAUGCUGCCGGAUGAAGCCAAAACCUUGCGGCUUAAGUACCUACAGGAGCGGGAAUUCACUCGAAGGCCGAACAGCCACAAUCCGCCCUACAAGGACACGAUUUCGAUUCCGAACGAGGGCUACGUGAAGGUGCGCUUCAGGGCCAACAAUGCAGGAUUCUGGCUGGUACACUGUCACUUUGAGUGGCAUCUCGGUACCGGUAUGGGCUUGGUCCUACAGGUGGGUGAACCGUAUCAAAUGUUGAAAGCACCGCCGGAUUUCCCUCGAUGUGGAGACUAUGGGACAAAGCAACGUGCAUCUGGGCAUCCCUAAUGAUGGGAAUCACGUGGGAAAUCUACGUUGUUCCGGUUAAUGUAGAAAGGUACUUAAAUGGCGGAUGGAUGAUUUGCAUUUGUUGGGAGUUGUACAUUGUGGAUGGAGCAGUUGAAAUACAUCUGUAGAUAACUUGUACUAGAA